Messenger RNA from Mycena indigotica, 3309 nucleotides. RefSeq lists its product as uncharacterized. The coding region runs from base 1 to 3309 and encodes 1102 amino acids. The record is from RefSeq and is a predicted model, not a curated record. The transcript is spliced from 7 exons. NCBI's taxonomy places the organism in Eukaryota, Fungi, Basidiomycota, Agaricomycetes, Agaricales, Mycenaceae.
AUGCCGACCACCUCUACAAGAUACAACCGACCCAGCAGCCCCGAGGAGGCGGAGUCGUCUGCGACUCCGCUACGAUCUCGGUUGUCCACGAUGCUACGCACAGGAAGCACAUCCUCUCCAACAAUCACUCAUGGAGGGCAAACUCAGAAAAUAAAUGUGGUGACGCGUGUAGCCAUUAUAGGAGAGGCUGAAAAGGAAGAAGACAACGGCGCAAACAUCAGAAUGUAUUUAAAGAUUUCUCUGCCACUGGAAAACAUUGCUCCUGGAAGUAUUAUUCCACUUUUUGCUGAGGAGAAUGUGAAAGUCCUGGAUUCUCAAGUCCAUCCUCUGGACAAGAAUUCCGUACCAUAUGAUUUCUCCCCAGACCUAUCGCCUCUUCUGCUUGACGCAGUGACCGCUUUGGAUUUGAAACAACCAGCGCAGAAUUUUCAAGCGGUUUAUGGACUUUCUCCGCCUGGCUCUAAUGGCUCAGUCAUGGGAUCUUUACGCUCACCAAAACUCGACGGCGCCAGCAGUAGUAGAAAGAUUCCGCCACCUCCGAUUGACAUGAAAUACACAGGCCAAAUUAUUGUCAGUGGGUACAGCAUAGCUUAUGUGGCGCCUACAAUAUUUCCGACGCGACUUUUACUUCAUGACGACCAUCCUCGGUCUUCUAGUAGUCGACGAUCGUCUUCAGCGGAGCGUCACGCGAACUUUAUGGGUGCUAUAGAUAUGUGGGUUCCAUUGAUGGCCCAACCGCCGCGCUCACCGUACCUUCUAUCCAUUCCAACUCCACCGCAAUGCCUUAACAAUAGCAUACGGUUGGCUCUAUUCUCUCCCCCUCCCCAGUCGGGCUCGACUGCAUCGUUAUCCUCGACAGAUUCUGGCGACCAAUAUGCUGGCUGCUGGGACCUUACAUCCGACCCGCCUGUUACGCGAAAGACAUCUCGCCGUCCCAGCAUUUACAAUAGGCAAGACGAUAACCUGAGCGAUUCUUCAGAGUCGGUGUUCGAUGUAAAUGGCGCUUUCCCGACAACGGACCGUGUUCGUAUUCGGUGGGCCAAACGUCAAAUCGAGGUUGGCUCAGAGGAUGCUCGCCGGCGCGUUGGUGUCAGCGAAGUGAAAGGAGAGAUGACUGUCGCAGUGCUGGGCAAGAAAUGGAGCGAGGAACACCAGAAGGAAGGCAUUGUGAUGGAGCUGGACUACAAGGGCUCUUGCAAAAACGUGUUUUUCCCUGGCGUCGCGACAAUGCUUGGGAUGGAUGUCAGUUUGACUGCCAAGGGUUCAGAUGUGGCAUGGCUGCCAGACCAGGAAGCUGGGUGGACGGUUGGAGGUGGGACUGGUUACACGGGCUUCGAUGUUGGCGCCCCGCCCAAAGUCGCUGGGACCUCAAGACACGACAGUUUCGACUCCAACGCGCCGUUCCUUUCUGCGGACCGGUCGAUUUCACGCCAAAGCUCAGCUUCUUCGCAGGCCUCGUUACUCCGCGGUUCUCUUCCUGUCAAUAAUGUUCCAGAAUAUUCGUUUGAAGGAACACCUAGCUCGCAAGGGACGUCCCUGGAGUCGUCGAUGGCUUCGUCAUCUGUGCCUUCCGCAACCGAAUCCAGUGUUCUCCUUCGGCCACCAGGAGUACCCAUAACAAUUCAUGUCGACAUGAACAAAAUCCUGCCAUCCACGCGUGAGGCGAAGAACUCGUUCUCUUUCUCCAUCAAGGGCACGGUCCUUGUUAUCCCGAAAGCACGCAAAGUAGAAACAGACUCUGUCGACCCCGAGUCGGUCGUCUUUCCCUACUUCAGCGUGCUCGUUUCCAACUCCGAGUCUGUCACGAAGCUGGUCCGGAAUACCAUUGACUCUAGCUCCUCAACAGUCGAGGUCACUUAUGCGGACUCGUCAAGCAAGACCGUGCUUCAGCGCAGCGACUACCUCAAGUGCAAAGACCAAGCGAGGAUCUCGGUCAGGUCUAGCGCUGUGUUCGCGAGCAGCAACAGUGCAGCCACGACUCCGAAUGGCUCAACAGCCAACAUCAACGGUCGACCGCCAAGUCGGCCGAGAACGCCGAACCCUGGGUCCCGUGAGCGCGUUUCGUCCGGCACACGCGCGAUGGCCGUUCUCGGCAUGGCGCCGGCUGCCACUCGGCCGAAACGCGAUGGCGCGCUUAUGAUCCCCAGUCUUCGGGCCGACGUCACCCUGCUGAAGCCGACGGAAUCUGGGUCGCGGUACCCGUCCUCUUACUCCGUCCGGGUGACGCUGGCAGCUCCUGCAGAUGCUGAGUCAGACUGGCUGGAGUUUGGCCUGGCGAAGGAGGGGAGUGGAAGCGAUCUCUCUCCUCCGAAGGUAGAAAUCGUCACUGUCAGCGUAGACGAUGUACCUGUUAUGCAUGAGACGAGAGCAGCUACGGCGGAGACUAAGGAGGAGAGCGGUUCUGCUGGUUUGGGAGUCCCGUUUGGACAAGUAGGGCAAGAGUGGAUGAGUUGGGUUCGGAUGCGGGUUGGCGCAACAGGUGGUGGCCGGGUCGUCGUUGACUAUCGCGUCAAGGACAUCCAUGGCGCUGAUCCAAAAGGGAAGGGGAAGAUGAAGGCAAGGGAUCGGACGCGGUUUGAAGUCUAUCUGCCGUCGUUUAAUUUGCCUGUUGGCCGGCUGGAGGUCAAUCUAGACGGCGUACCAGAAUUACGAAUAACAAACCUCCGGAGCAACUUUUCGCAUGCCCAGACAACGCCCUCUGGGCAGAAAUUUCUCCAUUACUCCCUCCCGCCAUUCUUCUACCCCCAUAUUUCGCUCAACCUGUCCCCAGACCGGGGCCUUCAGAAUCAGCUCUUUCUUGGAUUUAUCCUGCUCCUGAUGAAUCUGGGACUUGUGGCCUUGGCUAUCCACAUAGAACACCGUUCACAUCCGCCUUUCUUCCCCCACAAUGCGGCAGGACUGGCCGUUGACAGUGGCGGGUACCCAACCCUGGACAGUCCACAAGUACACGAGCCCAUCACGAUCACGGUCACGGUUAGCGCCACGGUCUACCAGCCCACCGGCUGCUGGCCGUGGCAGCAGCUCCCCACCAGCGCCAGUAGUGGUGAAGACCUCAACACACCGCUCCCCGAAUCUACUCCCCACAACACCAUCUCCGAAACUCCUCCGUCCAUCGCUGAUACCCAAUCACCUGACCCGCCCCCCCGCCCAGUCCUCCCCCGUCGUCAUCUCCAUACCCAGAUCCGAACCAACAACGGCGCUCUCCCUCCCGUCACUCGAAUACAUCUGGAUGUGGCCCCCGCAGCUGGAAAUCGACACCCGGUUGCUGAAGGAGAAGGCCUUGACUGGCGUCCGAACUGUUAUCUGUAG